Helianthus annuus (common sunflower) is the source of this 1176-nucleotide messenger RNA. Its product is annotated as transcription factor MYB41. The coding region runs from base 85 to 1080 and encodes 331 amino acids. The record is from RefSeq and is a predicted model, not a curated record. The transcript is spliced from 3 exons. NCBI's taxonomy places the organism in Eukaryota, Viridiplantae, Streptophyta, Magnoliopsida, Asterales, Asteraceae.
UUCACCUUUUCUCUUGAGUAGCUUUCAUCUUUUCACCAACACGUAUACAUAACUUUCUCUAAAAGCACCAAUUUAACAAAGAAAAUGGGAAGGUCACCAUGUUGUGAUAAAGCUGGACUCAAGAAAGGGCCGUGGACACAAGAAGAGGAUGCUAAACUCACCCAAUACAUUCAAAUACAUGGACCAGGAAAUUGGCGAACCCUUCCCAAGAACGCUGGGCUGCAACGAUGUGGUAAAAGUUGUCGUCUUCGAUGGACAAACUACUUGCGGCCUGAUAUCAAGAGGGGAAGAUUCUCGUUUGAAGAAGAAGAGACCAUCAUACAACUACAUAGUGUUCUCGGAAAUAAGUGGUCAGCAAUCGCUGCUCGGUUGCCUGGAAGAACCGAUAAUGAAAUCAAGAACUACUGGAACACCCACAUCCGGAAAAGACUACUCAAGAAUGGAAUUGACCCCGUGACUCAUCGUCCCCGUCUAGAUCUCUUAGACCUUUCGUCCAUACUCCAGUCCGCUUCGUUCAAUCUCUCAAACCUUUUGAACAUCCAAACCCUAGUGAAUCCACAAGUUUUGAGGCUUGCCACUCUCUUGGCAUCAUCAUCAUCAAAUCAAGAAAACAAAGAGUUGUUUCUUAAUAACAACCUAUAUCCUAUGAACCAAAACUCUAGUGAACAAACCACAAAUGUCACUUCACUUCUUCCAACAGAUCAAAUAUGGAACCAAGCUACCCACAUGCAAGUAAACAAUGGCCAAUACUUUCCAGAUAAUUUGGUGAACCUUAAUGGCCAAACUAGUCAAGAAAACUUAUUACCUCCUUAUUUGAUGGAUAAUUCUAUUAUCAAUCCAAAUUACAGCGAACAGAUUACAUCGCAAGUGUCUGAUAACUCAAGCUUCCACCCAUCAAAUAGUGACAACAAUUUGGACAUGGGUUCCAUUUUUCCAACACCCAUCUCAAGUUCAACACCAUUAGACUCGUCUUCGAUGUUCAUCAAUGGCAGUACCACUGAGGAUGAGAUAGAAAGCUACUCCGGCAACAACUUUAGUUUCCAGAUUCCAGAGAGUUUGGAGUUUGAUGAUUUUAUGUAGUAGAUAUUAAUGUAAAUUAAACCUGUGAAUGGAACAUGCGGUUGUUCUUGUUGUUUUCUCUUAUUUUGUGGAAGUGGACAUGCUACAUUAAGAUCA